Messenger RNA from Naegleria lovaniensis, 1041 nucleotides. RefSeq lists its product as uncharacterized. The transcript has 3 exons. Gene Ontology annotation, biological process: GPI anchor biosynthetic process. Gene Ontology annotation, cellular component: endoplasmic reticulum. Gene Ontology annotation, molecular function: catalytic activity. The record is from RefSeq and is a predicted model, not a curated record. Lineage: Eukaryota; Heterolobosea; Eutetramitea; Acrasida; Naegleriidae. Bases 1 to 1041 code for a protein of 346 amino acids.
AUGUCUCAACCAGCAACAUCGAGUUCAUCAUCAUUGAAAGAACCACAGUUAAAGCAUCGCCGCAUGAGUAGUAGCUCUCAUGAAAUUGAUAAUCGGAAUGUUUACAGAAUUGCUAGUUUCAACGUUGAAAAUUUGUUAGCUCGCUAUGAAUUCAACAAGGCUCAACAAAUGAAAAUUUCAAAACAAAGUCUUGCAUGUAAAGGAGUGAUUGAAUUUGGAAUUAAUGAUUUAAAACCAAAAUUUUCAUUUUCUGAUGAAAAAAGUAAACAAAUUACGGCUGAUGCUAUUAUUGAUAUCAAUGCAGAUGUCAUGUGUUUGAUGGAAGUGGAAUCAUUGCAAGUGUUGGAUGAAUUUAAUUCUACGUUCUUGAAAAAUUUGAAUUAUAAUUAUACAAUGUUGAUUGAUGGGCGAGAUCCAAGACAUAUUGAUGUUGCAAUUCUUAGUAGAUAUCCAAUUGUUAAUGUUAGAAGCAAUAGACAUGCUACUUAUCCUGGUGAGAGAAAUAGAUUUAUUUUCUCUAGAGAUUUGUUGGAAGUUGAUGUUUCAUUUCCUGGAAAUCAUGAAUUAACACUUUAUAUUACACAUUUGACAUCGAUGAACAAAGGACGAGAGGAUACACAUGAUAGACGUGCCAAACAAGUGGAAUAUAUUUGUGAUAGAGUGGAACAAGUAUGGAAGCAUAAAAACUACAAAGGAAACUUCAUUAUUUGUGGUGACAUGAAUGACUACAAUGACGAAGAAUCCAGUCUUUCAAAAUUAUUAAACCAUGACCAUGUGACAGACAUUAUUUCUCAAAGAUUGAAAAAAGAGGAUCAAUGGACUCACUAUUACGGAAGAGGACAAACCUAUAGCCAACUAGACUAUAUGUUUGUUUCAAACGAUCUAUUAUUGAGAAACCCAAGAGCCAAGCCAGUCAUCUACCGCAAAGGCUUGCCUUUGAGAGCAACAAAAUAUAAGGGAGAAAGACUUCAAGGCGUUGGGCUCAACGACCCUAAGGCAUCAGAUCAUGCCGCAGUUUAUGUGGACCUUUCGUUGGAAUAA